UUUUUCAGGAUUUCACGCUUCCCAAUAGAACUGAUGGAAAAGUCGUGGUCUUAAAAAUCUGAUCCUAAUGAAUUUUGAAUUGAUUGAUUACGACCUACCCUUGUGAGGCCUCAACAGUCUAGCGAGUCAGAGUUGAUUUGAAUUGAGGGGGGAUAACUCCACUUCUGCCGGGACCCGCAUCCACCCCUAACCACAACCACCACAACAUGAACAAUGCGUCUCCACCCGUGGCAACACCGCAUCCUGAUAUACGCAUCCAUUAAUUCAACAAGGACCUGAAGGGAAACUCCAAAUCAAUGGCUGCCGACAUCAAGCCGCUCAAUCUCUCCGACUUCUUCAACAUCACAGAACCAGUAUUCUCAGGAGACCUUAACCAGAGGAAAUGGCUGGACGCCUUGCUCCACUACCUAAAGUCCACCGUGAUGGUAUCCAUCAUCGUUGUUUCCAUUUUCGGAAACCUCCUCAUCAUCGUCGCAGUGAUGCGCCAUAGAAAACUCAGAGUGAUAACCAAUUAUUAUGUGAUAAGUUUGGCGUUGGCCGACAUGUUCAUAGCCAUGUUCGUGAUGACGUUCAACUUCAGCGUGCAGUUCUUCGAAGAGUGGAAGUUCGGGUACUUCAUGUGCGAUUUUUGGAACUCAAUAGACGUUUACCUAUCCACCGUGUCCAUCCUCCACCUUUGUUGCAUAAGCGUUGAUCGAUAUUACGCUAUUGUGAAACCUUUGAAGUACAACAUACACAUGACGAAGAAAGUUGUGGCGAUGAUGAUUGCUGGUACUUGGUUUUGUCCCACGCUGCUCAUGGUGCCGAUCUACCAAGGCUGGUAUACGACUGAAGACAACCAAAUAUUCCGAGAGGAGAACCCUGACACCUGCGAGUUUAUAGUGAAUAAGCCUUACAGUGUUAUUAGCAGUAGUAUAUCCUUCUGGAUACCGUGUGCAAUAAUGAUCUACAUGUACUCAGCAAUAUUCAAAGAAGCCAAUAGGCAGGAGAAGGAGAUGUAUAAUAGGCAUGGGACAGCUUUGCUGCUCCACCAAAACAACUCCAAUGGUGACAUGUUGUCGAAUUCCUCCAAAAACCUCACCCAUCACGAGAUAAACCAAGAAACCCCUACGAAAGAUAGGAACAUAAGCAAGAUGAAAAGGGAACACAAAGCUGCUCGUACUCUUGGCAUCAUAAUGGGUACUUUCAUCAUUUGUUGGCUUCCGUUUUUCGUCUGGUACGUCAGCGUUUCUCUUUGUACAACCUGUGAAUGUCCCCAUUUCGUAGUUACCUUAGUGUUUUGGUUCGGUUACUUCAACUCCACCCUCAAUCCCUUGAUAUACGCCUACUUCAAUAGGGACUUCAGGGAAGCGUUCAAGAACACCUUGCAAUGCGCGUUCUGUAGCCUUUGUCGUAGGCCACCUUCAGACCUGGAUCGGUUCGACAUCAGACGAAGAUCGUACGAUGAUCGUACUCGCAGCAUUUACUCAGAGACCUACCUGAAGCAUGUAGAUAGAAGAAGGAGUUCAGAGUUUGGUUCGAGUCUCUGAGUAGACUUAACUAGCAGCAAGUUCACUACAACAAGUUUCUAAUGCUGUUGUAUGCUGCUAGUUUUAACUACCUCCAUCAUACCCAACGACUGAAUCUUUUCACUGCUGAAGAAGUAAAGUUAUUAUUGGUGUUGGAAAAACCAUAAAACCUUCUAGUCAAAUCAUGUUUUACAUUUCAAAUUGGUUAAAUUGGCAACAUUUAUUUUUUGAAGUUUCUUAUGUCAUUAGUGCUUAGUAGGUUAUGCCAUUUGAACGUGGAAAGAUACACGUUUCAACAUCGUUUAGACUCACUAUAUUCAUCGUAUUGUAGAUUAAUUCAAAAGUGAAUUUUCUUUACACGAUACAAGAGUACUGAGAGUACUGAAAUUUGUCUACAAUAUGAUGAAUACUGAGUCGAUUAACUGAAUUUCGUCCAGGAAUUCUUUUUGAAUUUCAAUAUUCACCCUGUUUUUUAUGAAUCAAUUAACAAUUUCUAAACGUUCGUGCAGCGUGUAUCUAUUCAUGAUUAAAUUGAACACCAUUGACAUAAGAAAUGUCAAGGCAACCAUUUCGAAUUGUAUCAUUUUUAUCUUAAAAUCCCUAUCUAAGCAUUCUUAUCUAAUCCUCUGAUUCUUCUACAUCUUAUUUAUCCUUCAAGCAAACCCCAUGAUAUUUCAUUCAAAUAAUCUUAUUUCUUUUUGAAAGAUUCACUUUUGGCACUACCUUUAUAGAUUUCUUGUCCCAAUAUAAGCGCUCGUUUUAUUUCUGUAAUUUUUUCAGCUCCUCGGUUCCUCAAUGUUUCAAUUUUAACACUCAAAAUGAUAUUUUCUUAUUAAACCGAAUGAAGUCCUUCAUGAGAAUAACCACAUAAAAGUAAGAUAGGUUGAAUGCCAAAAGCCU
Molecule: messenger RNA, 2408 nt
Organism: Harmonia axyridis
Lineage: Eukaryota; Metazoa; Arthropoda; Insecta; Coleoptera; Coccinellidae
Gene: Octbeta2R
Product: octopamine receptor beta-2R-like
Exons: 3
Coding region: 297-1529 (410 amino acids)
Biological process (GO): adenylate cyclase-activating adrenergic receptor signaling pathway
Cellular component (GO): membrane
Molecular function (GO): octopamine receptor activity
Source: RefSeq, a predicted model, not a curated record